UAAAACGAGCGAAAAGGAAAAAUGGCAAACAAGUGAAUAAAUUUUCGCAUUAUUUCAGUUAUAAUUAUUCGUGCGUUUAAUUAAGCGAGUUAUUGAUUUAAUAUUUCAUUCAAACUACAAAUUCUACAUAAAGUGACAGUGUGUUGAAAACACUCUUUUCGCUGAUUCGUACUCGAAUGCAUCAUUUGCGAUAGAACUCCAGCAUCACCGGUAUCUUCAUUCCAGCCGUGUUUGUAUUGUCUGCAAUCAACCAAGUACUCAAAUUCUAGUACCAAAGCUCCGUUUAUAGUUUAGCCUUAGGCUUUCUCCCGUUCUUGCCCACGAUGGACGGUGAUAAUCGAACUAUAAGUAACGAAGAAGAAGUAUACGCUAUGAGUAGCGGUGGAAACAUCAUAUACAACGAGAUCAUAACACCGGGUCGUCCAGUUAUGCCUAUAAACAACUCUGUAUUCAGAACAGAAUGGCAAAACUUCCCCGAAUUCCAAUCGUGGCUGAGACCCAUACCCGACGAUAAAACUAAAGCAUGGUGUCAAGCUUGCGAGAAAAUGUUCAAAGCUGAUUUGAAAUCGUUGCGAGUUCAUGGCGUCGGUAGAUCGCAUCUUAAAAUGGUGAAAAUGAAGUUCCCCGAAGCUUCGGAAACGUUGCCUGCUCCAGCCGCUGUCUAUAAUGUAAUUACGGACCGGAAAGGAACUUACGGAUUGGGGAUUUUGAGUAAAACUGAUAGUAAUCCUACGGCUGGAAGUACGCUGUAUGUAAAUCCGACGAAUCCGAAUACGAAUGUGUUGACUUGCGAUCCGAAACAAGAUAAAGAUAAUUUCGUCAUCGUUUCGAUGCCUAAAAGUGACAUAGAAGAGUUGGAAAGUCAACAAGAACAAAUACCAGUUCAGUUCCACGCCCAGAUACAGAAGAAAUCGUCUCAAGAAGUCAACGAUAAUAAUAAAAUUCAUAUUGUAGAUAAAAAUAACUCUAAUAAGGAUUCUAAAUCGUGCGACUCGUUUCCUGAAGAUUUAAUCGAAACCGAAGAUUUGGAAGACGACGACGAAGAAGAAGAUGAGGAAGACGAAGAUGACGACGAUAGUAUGUACGAAUUCGAAUCAAAAAUGGCCAAAGCGAAAUGCUCCUUGGAUCGAAAACGAAUUGGAGUCAGGAGGAACGUGUAUCAUCAUUCUUAUUCGUCACUUACGCCCGAAAUGGCCAUGGUUACCAAACCGGCGCCAUUUUGGAGAGCUAAAGCUAUAGUCAACGGUCACGUUUCUGAAUUAAAAUUAAGCGAUUAUCUUGGACGUUAUUUAGUAUUAUUCUUCUACCCUCAAGAUUUCUCAAAAUUAUGUCCGAAUGAAAUCUUAGAACUCAGCGACAGGAUAUCAGAAUUCAGAAACAUCAAUACUGAAGUAGUCGCAUGCUCUGUUGAUUCUUAUCUGACCCAUCAAGUGUGGUGCAAAAUGAGCAGAGCCGAUGGAGGUGUAGCUUAUCCCAAAAUUCCAUUACUUUCUGAUUACACUCACGAUAUAUCAAAAAGUUACGGUUGCUACUUACCCCAAGCUGGUCAUACUGUAAGAGCACAUUAUAUCAUAGAUACCAAAGGCAUCUUGAGACAUUUAAUGAUGAAUGAUAUCCAAGUUGCCAGAGAUGUGAACGAAAUAUUGAAACUUGUUCAAGCUUUUCAACGAGCAGAUGAGGAGGAUAAAAAUUCCUCCCACGAAAUAAUUGACAUAACGUAAUUUUUGGACAAGAUUUAUGACCGAACGAAUAUAUCGACAAUAGUGAUGCGGUUUUGUGUUGUAUAAGAUAUUUAUUUUUCAUAGCUUUGAUUCUAAUUUAUUUGUUUUUCAAGUUUAACUAAACGAAUGUCACGAUUUGGAAUUUUUUCAAUGUUUAUGAAUUCGUUAGUACAGAAAAUAUACUCGUGAAAAUGAAAUAAUUCCGUUAUGCGCUGUGAUAUAAAGCCAGGUUUGCAAGCAAGACGCAAAUAGAGUGUAAUUCUAAUGAUAGCACCUUAAUUUUUUCAAUUGCAUUUUUUCUGUAAUAAACAUAUUUUCUGUA
Messenger RNA from Planococcus citri (citrus mealybug), 2043 nucleotides. RefSeq lists its product as uncharacterized. NCBI's taxonomy places the organism in Eukaryota, Metazoa, Arthropoda, Insecta, Hemiptera, Pseudococcidae. Gene Ontology annotation, biological process: response to oxidative stress; hydrogen peroxide catabolic process; cell redox homeostasis. The transcript is spliced from 5 exons. Gene Ontology annotation, cellular component: endoplasmic reticulum; cytosol. The record is from RefSeq and is a predicted model, not a curated record. The coding region runs from base 324 to 1721 and encodes 465 amino acids. Gene Ontology annotation, molecular function: thioredoxin peroxidase activity.